Molecule: messenger RNA, 4742 nt
Organism: Betta splendens (Siamese fighting fish)
Lineage: Eukaryota; Metazoa; Chordata; Actinopteri; Anabantiformes; Osphronemidae
Product: basic proline-rich protein-like
Exons: 2
Coding region: 581-4057 (1158 amino acids)
Source: RefSeq, a predicted model, not a curated record
AGUCUAGAUCAUUUAGUCACUGUAAUCACUCAUUUCCGGUUUUAUUUUGUCACCACUUCCUGUCGCAGUCAUUGGUAGUUUCAGCCAGCCUUGCUCCCGGUUCUAAUCUACUCACCUGUCUGUCAUUUAGUCAUCACCAUUUAGUACUUAAGCACCACCUCUCACCCCAGCCCCUUGCCAGAUUGUUUGUUCAUUCACCCGUUCAACUUUCCAGCAUUCUUACCUUUACCUUGCCGUGAUUUUUGAUCCUGUUUUGUUCCUGACCACGUCUCCAGCCCAGCCUGUGAUAAUCCCGUCUGCCUGUGUGAGUUUGACCAUUGCCUGUUUUUGACAUCCGCUUGCCUUAUCCUCGUCUGUGCUGCUACCGAUGAUCUACCUGUGUACCGACCCUUGCCUGCCUGACCACGAGCUCGAAUAAACCCUGUUGUUAACUGAGCCUUGUCUCCGCUGUGCGUGUGGGUCCGCUACCUUGAGUCCGUGACAGUACAAUCUGGCCACACUCGGACCCAGCCGGCGUCUUGCAUCGGUUUAAGGACCGCAAGGGAUUUUGUUUUGUGUACUCGGACGGCGCAAAGUCGUGAUGGUGUUUUCCUGCUCGAGGCUGCCGGAGGACCUCCGCUGGUGCUUCGGGGAGCUCGCAAGGAAUUACGCGGAAGCCCCCAGUCUGAAGGCGCGGCUCCGCGUAAUAAAAAAGGCGAUCGCUAUCCUGGAGGAGGAAUUUUGGUGGCUUGACUACCCGGAAGUGCAGACGCUUUUUGAGAGGCUCCAGGCAGUACGGAGGGAUUUGGCACGCGCUCUGCGCGCGGCGCCCGCCGGCGUCUCAUCAGCUGUUCCUGCUGCACCGGAAAGCGCUCCCGUCGUCGCUCAGUCAAGCCCAGCUCACGUUCCUGUCAUCGUUCAGUCAAGCCAAGCUCACGUUCCUGUCGCUGCUCAGUCGAACCAAGCUCACGUUCCUGUCACUACUCAGUCAAGCCAAGCUCACGUUCCGGUCACUACUCAGUCAAGCCAAGCUCACGUUCCGGUCACUACUCAGUCAAGCCAAGCUCACGUUCCGGUCACUACUCAGUCAAGCCAAGCUCACGUUCCUGUCGCUGAUCAGUCAAGCCAAGCUCACGUUCCUGUCGCUGCUCCGUCGAGGCAAGCUCACGUUCCCGUCGUCGUCCAGUCCAGCCAAGCUCACGUUCCUGUCGCGGCUCAGUCGAGUCAAGCUCGCUCCCCUCCAGAUCCAGUCCGUACCGUGGUCCCAGCCUCUGCUUCAGCCCUGGCAGUUGAGAAGCCCACAGCUAGUCGUCGGAGGUCCAGACGGCGUCGACGACAGCCGGUUUCCCCUGUCCAGGCUCCAGAAGACUCGGUCACGGAAAUCAGACUGCCUCCUUCGCCAGCAGAGGGCACUCUCGCCCCAUCAUACGACAUGCCCAUCUCCAUCGCAGGCAUCCCAGACAGUAUCUUCCUGCGGAUCCGUGCCCAAUGCCCCCCUCCGGUCCUGUUCCUGUUUGCACACUGGCUGAACUCCGCUGAGGCAGAGACCGACCCGGUAAGCAAGGAGCGUCACUUCCGUGAAGCCGCCCUGCUCAUCGCCCGGAAGCCUGCGCUGCGCGAGGCCCUGGGUUUCAUUGAACCCCCGUCAGAGCCUGCACCCGUUCCUGCAUCAGAGCCUGCACUCGUUCCUGCAUCAGAGCCUGCACCCGUUCCUGCAUCAGAGCCUGCACCCGUUCCUGCAUCAGAGCCUGCACCCGUUCCUGCAUCAGAGCCUGCACCCGUUCCUGCAUCAGGGCCUGCAUCACUGGCCCCAGCGUCUCCUGCGUCUCUGGCUGCAGCAACUCCCGCCCUAGCCUCACCUCAGUCAUGCCAAGCGCCCGCCUCAGCUCAGCCCGCAGCCGCUCAAGCCUCAGCUCAGCCCGCAGCCGCUCAAGCCUCAGCUCAGCCCGCAGCCGCUCAAGCCUCAGCUCAGCCCGCAGCCGCUCAAGCCUCAGCUCAGCCCGCAGCCGCUCAAGCCUCAGCUCAGCCCGCAGCCGCUCAAGCCUCAGCUCAGCCCGCAGCCGCUCAAGCCCCAGCUCAGCCCGCAGCCGCUCAAGCCCCAGCUCAGCCCGCAGCCGCUCAAGCCCCAGCUCAGCCCGCAGCCGCUCAAGCCCCAGCUCAGCCCGCAGCAGCUCAAGCCCCAGCUCCGCCCGCAGCAGCUCAAGCCCCAGCUCCGCCCGCAGCAGCUCAAGCCCCAGCUCAGCUACGUCAGGCUCAAGCCCCAGCUCAGCUACGUCAGGCUCAAGCCCCAGCUCAGCUACGUCAGGCUCAAGCCCCAGCUCCAGCUCAAGUUCAGGCCUCGGCCCCGCCACGCCAAGCUCAAGCUCCAUCCUUACGCCAGCUAGCGGACACCCCUGGCCAGUCACAUCAGGCCUUAGUUCCUGUUCCUGUCGGCCAUAUUGAGGCCGCUCCCGUUCCUGUCGGCCAUAUUGAGGCCGCUCCCGUUCCUGUCGGCCAUAUUGAGGCCGUUCUAGCCCCAGUUCCUGUCGGCUCCUCAGAGGAGGACGCCGUUCUAGUUCCUGUCGGCCAAGUAGAGGUCGUUCUAGUCCCAGUUCCUGUCGGCUCCUCAGAGGAGGACGCCGUUCUAGUUCCUGUCGGCCAAGUAGAGGUCGUUCUAGUCCCAGUUCCUGUCGGCUCCUCGGAGGAGGACGCCGUUCUAGUUCCUGUCGGCCAAGUAGAGGUCGUUCUAGUCCCAGUUCCUGUCGGCUCCUCGGAGGAGGACGCCGUUCUAGUUCCUGCCACUGUCGGCCCCUCGGAGGUCGCAGCCCCCUACGAUCCCCAGGAGGGGGUCGUCCCGGCCGCAGCGUCUGUUGCAGCCCCUGCCGACCUCCCGGAGGAGGUCGGUCCAGCUCCGUCUCCUGCCGACCUCCCGGAGGAGGUGGUCGGUCCGCUCCUGGUUCAUGUGUUUUUUGAGCCAAUGUGUGCAGGUGCUGCCCCUGGAGGUCCGGUCCCGGGCACGCUCGCCUCAGCUCCUGGUGGUCCGGCCCCGGACACGCUCGCCUCAGCUCCUGGUGGUCCGGCCCCGGACACGCUCGCCUCAGCUCCUGGUGGUCCGGCCCCGGACACGCUCGCCUCAGCUCCUGGUGGUCCGGCCCCGGACACGCUCGCCUCAGCUCCUGGUGGUCCGGCCCCGGACACGCUCGCCUCAGCUCCUGGUGGUCCGGCCCCGGACACGCUCGCCUCAGCUCCUGGUGGUCCGGCCCCGGACACGUUCGCCUCUGCUCCUGGUGGUCCGGUCCCGGACACGUUCGCCUCUGCUCCUGGUGGUCCGGUCCCGGACACGUUCGCCUCUGCGCCUGGAGGUCCGGUGCCGGCCACGUCUGUCUCCGCUCCUGGAGGCCCGGUGCCGGCUACGUCUGCAUCGGUUCCUGGUGGCCCGGCUCCGGCCCCGUCUCCACGUCUGUCUUCGCCUCUGGUUCCUGCCUCGUCUCCACGUCUGUCUUCGCCUCUGGUUCCUGCCUCGUCUCCACGUCUGUCUUCGCCUCUGGUUCCUGCCUCGUCUCCACGUCUGUCUUCGCCUCUGGUUCCUGCCUCGUCUCCACGUCUGUCUUCGCCUCUGGUCCCAGCCUCGUCUCCACGUCCGUCUUCGCCUCUGGUCCCAGCCUCGUCUCCACGUCUGCCCCUGGUUCCGGCUUUGUCUCCACGCCUGUCUUCGUUGCUGUUCCCGGCUUCCCGCCAGCUUUCGCCUCGCCUGCCCGACGGAGGGCCAGGUCCUUGGCGAAUCCUGUGGCAGGGAUGGCGCUGCCUCCUGCGUCGUCGGCCACCUCGGCUGGCCGGUUCCGGAGGCGACCACCUACCUGGAGGUCGCUGUUUCCGGCUUCGACGAUGGCGCGGGCUCUGGCACUGCCGACCGCCGCGUCUUCUCAGUCCCCUGGAGCACCCCCGGUCUGGAGAGCACCGGCGCAUGCGUUUGGCCACUGGAGGCAGCAUGUUUCGACGCCGGCCUCCUAGAACUCUAGCCUUGUCUCCGGGCAUAAGAUGUGCCGUCUCGGCCUGGCGGCUGCACGGCCGUGACUCUCCUCGUCACCACCCCCCUUGAGGAGGGUUCUGGACUUUGUAUUUCCUGUCAUGGACUCAUUAUUCAUGGACUCACCUCAUGGACUUUGUUCUGUUUUCCCUGCCACUCAGUUCUUGUGUUUGUUCUAGCCCGUCACCCAUCAUGUUUAUCUGUGUUUUUGCCUCUUUUUGGUUUUCUGUGGGACGUCUGGGAAUCCGCCCUUGACGGGGGGGUUCUGUCACAGUCUAGAUCAUUUAGUCACUGUAAUCACUCAUUUCCGGUUUUAUUUUGUCACCACUUCCUGUCGCAGUCAUUGGUAGUUUCAGCCAGCCUUGCUCCCGGUUCUAAUCUACUCACCUGUCUGUCAUUUAGUCAUCACCAUUUAGUACUUAAGCACCACCUCUCACCCCAGCCCCUUGCCAGAUUGUUUGUUCAUUCACCCGUUCAACUUUCCAGCAUUCUUACCUUUACCUUGCCGUGAUUUUUGAUCCUGUUUUGUUCCUGACCACGUCUCCAGCCCAGCCUGUGAUAAUCCCGUCUGCCUGUGUGAGUUUGACCAUUGCCUGUUUUUGACAUCCGCUUGCCUUAUCCUCGUCUGUGCUGCUACCGAUGAUCUACCUGUGUACCGACCCUUGCCUGCCUGACCACGAGCUCGAAUAAACCCUGUUGUUAACUGAGCCUUGUCUCCGCUGUGCGUGUGGGUCCGCUACCUUGAGUCCGUGACACA